CUCAGUAUUUUGCAAGCAUCAUGGUCAUUGUUGGUUUAUCUGUCGUAGUAACAGUCUUGGUGCUUCAGUGUCAUCAUCAUGACCCUCAAGCAGGAAAGAUGCCCCAGUGGGUCCGUGUCAUCUUGCUGAACUGGUGCGCUUGGUUUCUCAGAAUGAAAAAACCAGGGGAGAACAUCCGGCCUCUCUCUUGCCGAUACGGCCACUCAAGGCACCAGUCCAGUGUCAGCAGUGUAGAGAUGAACAUCUUACCAGGACACCAUUCUAGCAAUGGCAACAUGAUCUACAGCUACCAUGCCAUGGAAAAUCCCUUCUGCCCACAGAAUAAUGAGAUAGACACCAAAGGCGGAAAGGACCAGAGCUCUUUGCCUGAAGAUAAUGACAGCACUCAGAGAAAAGUUUUAAUGGACACCAUCCCAGUGAUUGUGAAAAUCCUGGAAGAAGUUCAGUUCAUUGCAGCCCGUUUCCGGAAACAGGAUGAAGGGGAAGAGGUCUGCAGCGAGUGGAAGUUCGCAGCUGCUGUCAUAGACAGAUUGUGCCUGGUGGCCUUUUCACUUUUUGCCAUCAUCUGCACGCUUACAAUUCUCAUGUCUGCUCCAAAUUUUAUUGAAGCUGUUACAAAAGAUUUUACAUAAGGCUCUCCAAGAUGAGUAGAAAAAUGCUCCAGUGUAAUUGGAAGUUAUGAAAUGGUGCCAUUAAUUUUUGAAGAACAAUGAG
Molecule: messenger RNA, 714 nt
Organism: Protobothrops mucrosquamatus (brown spotted pit viper)
Lineage: Eukaryota; Metazoa; Chordata; Lepidosauria; Squamata; Viperidae
Product: neuronal acetylcholine receptor subunit alpha-7-like
Exons: 2
Biological process (GO): monoatomic ion transport
Cellular component (GO): membrane
Source: RefSeq, a predicted model, not a curated record